AACGUCAUUGUGAACAAUUUAUUUUUUCCUUUCGCGUUCUAAUUCAGUCAGAGUCAUCUUAGGCUUUAUUAUUAUUAUUUACUAGCCGAAACUUCCUAGAGUUGAAUAUUCUCAAUUUUACUGAGCGUACCAAGUUACCUAUUCAGAAGUCAACUGUUUCCUCAUGGAGACGACAUUACCACUUCCAUUCCUCAUCUCCGUCGAUGUCCUAUCUAAUGCGGCUUCGAACGGAGAGGGGCAAGGUCUAAAUCAAGCAGAAGUCUCCUGUUUAGGUUGCGUCUUCUUCGAGGUGACUCAGCAAAAUUUCGAAAAGCUCCUUGAGCACCUCGUCCAGGUCAACGCCGCUACCCUUCACACAUUCUUCGAUGCCACCGGUCUUGAAUCAAAGAGUGAUGUUGUCACAUUAUUGGAUUACGGCGCCAGGAAGGUUUUUGUCCAGCCGGAGAGGCUGUCGGAAUUCACAGAGUUUGGUAGGCGUGUAGCUCCGGUAGUGAGCAAAUUGAACCAGGUAUCCUUCGGGACAGAGCAUGGACUUCUUCUCAAAGAUUUCGACCAACGGAACUGCGAUGUAUCCGGAUUCAUGGAAUCGAGCAAGGCCACUAAGAUGCCUCCGCUGUACAUCAAACCUAUUCAGGACACCAUUUAUGACCACUUCGUCGACAUAUGUUCACAGUUAUCCGCUAUUCCUAUUGUCCCAUCUACAAAAUUGACAGUUCAAGCAGAAGAAGCAGAAAAGAAAAUAUUCGUGCCUAAAUUGUUUUCUACGUCGUGGAAAUCUGAUCGGCCUGAUCAUUUGUUGCCCACCGUUGUUUGCGACACGGCAGGUGUAGCGCUCGGUUUGGUAUAUAGCAGCGAAGAGAGUGUUGCUGCAUCCCUGAAGACGAAAACAGGCGUCUAUCAAAGUCGUAAGCGAGGACUCUGGUAUAAAGGCGCUACCUCUGGAGAUACGCAGGAGUUGGUAAGGAUAUCUCUAGAUUGCGACAACGAUGCGUUGAAGUUCGUAGUCAAGCAAACAGGAAAAUUCUGUCAUCUCGAUCAGCAUGGAUGUUUCGGCGAUCUAAAGGGAAUUUCAAAGCUCGAACAAACACUGGUUUCGAGAAAACGGUCAGCACCCGAAGGAUCAUAUACUAAGAGACUUUUCUCAGAUGAGAAGCUCCUGAGAGCAAAGAUAAUGGAAGAGGCAGAAGAACUUUGCAAUGCACAGACUCCGGAAGAAGUUGCUUUCGAGGCGGCAGAUCUGAUAUAUUUUGCCCUGACCAAGGCCAUUAGUGCCGGGGUAAGUCUAGCCGAUAUCGAGGAGAACCUCGACGCCAAGAGCUUAAAGGUCAAGAGGAGGCCAGGUAAUGCAAAGGGUCAAUGGGCACAGAAAGAGGGAAUCACGAACGGCACUGCGGAGAAGGCAAAAGAAGCUGCAAAGGACUCAGCAACCCCUUUGACAUCCGCCCCUGCCACUACAGCUCACACAGCCCCGGAUGUCGAAAGAAUUACCUUGAAACGAGUAGACGCCAGCAAAGUCAGCGCAACUGAGGUUUCGGAGGCUCUGAGAAGGCCGUCCCAGAAGUCCGCUGAUGCGAUCAUGAAUAUCGUUACACCCAUCAUCAAUGAUAUAAGAAAGGAUGGCGAUAAAGCCUUGCUUUCUUAUACACAUAAAUUCGAGAAGGCAACUUCUUUAACUUCACCAGUACUCAAGGCCCCAUUCCCACAAUCGCUAAUGAAUCUGCCCCCUGAAACUAUCAAGGCGAUUGAUGUCUCUUUCGAGAAUAUUCGCACGUUCCACGCCGCACAGAAAGAGCAGCCGCUGAAAGUUGAGACGAUGCCAGGAGUUGUGUGCAGCAGAUUCUCUAGGCCGAUCGAGCGAGUUGGUCUGUACGUGCCAGGCGGAACCGCUGUCCUACCCAGUACUGCGCUUAUGCUCGGUGUGCCUGCCAUGGUGGCUGGAUGCCAGAAGAUUGUGAUUGCGUCUCCGCCGCGCUCUGAUGGUAGCAUUACACCAGAGAUCGUAUAUGUUGCCCAUAAAGUCGGAGCUGAGAGUAUUGUUCUAGCUGGUGGCGCACAGGCCGUGGCAGCGAUGGCAUAUGGCACGGAGAGCGUCAGCAAAGUGGACAAGAUCCUUGGACCCGGCAACCAAUUCGUAACCGCCGCCAAGAUGUUUGUGAGCAACGACACCAACGCCGGUGUGAGCAUUGAUAUGCCGGCCGGCCCUUCAGAAGUGCUAGUAGUGGCGGAUAAGGACGCCAACCCGGCUUUCGUCGCUUCAGAUCUGUUAUCUCAAGCCGAGCACGGUGUCGAUAGCCAAGUUGUCUGCAUUGCUGUUGAUUUGGAUGAGCAGCAAUUACAAGCGAUCGAGGAUGAGGUACACAAGCAGGCCAUGGCCCUGCCACGAGUAGAUAUCGUCAGGGGAGCUAUCAGUCACUCUGUCACAUUCUUAGUCAAGGAUGUUGAAGAAGCGAUGAGAAUUAGUAACAAGUAUGCUCCCGAGCACCUGAUACUACAGCUUAAGGAUGCCGAGGAAGUUGUAGAUAAGGUCAUGAAUGCCGGUAGUGUGUUCAUUGGGCAAUGGACCCCUGAGAGUGUUGGUGACUACUCUGCCGGUGUUAACCACUCUCUACCUACAUAUGGCUAUGCCAAGCAAUACUCUGGAGUAAAUCUUGGCUCGUUCCUCAAACACAUCACAAGCUCGAACUUGACCGCCGAGGGGCUUCAGAAUGUGGGAGGUGCGGUCAUGCAGUUGGCUAAAGUGGAGGAGUUAGAAGCACAUCGGAGGGCCGUGAGCAUCCGUCUGAGCACCUUGACCGGGGAGCAGAUAUGAAUCGGCGGGCUGGAUGGCACAGACUGAUGUGACUGUCCGAAGAGGGAAGGGAGGCCGAUAGUUAUUCACUUGUGUUACUCCGGAUGUCGUUACUAUUCGGCAAGAAGCCGAGACCCAUUACCUGAUCAUUAAAUUGCUUCGUUGUCUGAUGCUACGGCAUGAUUUGGGAUGUGGUGUAUGGAUAAUAAGUUGAUAAUCAAAAAGGGGGGGUGUGGUGAGACAGGCAUAUCGAUGCGAUAAAAGUAAUUGGACAAAAGCUUGUUUGGGCUUGUACCGAUUAAUGCCUUCAGUGGCGAUUGAAUUAUUGCACGGACACGAAUUUAGCACGUGGUAGACCCCAAAAACCAGCGUCACUUGGUAAUUGAGAGAUAAAUAUAAAUUUGGAGUCAACCGAGUUUGGAUUGCAUGUGCAAAAGCCGGCUGACCUUUACAA
Molecule: messenger RNA, 3242 nt
Organism: Annulohypoxylon truncatum
Lineage: Eukaryota; Fungi; Ascomycota; Sordariomycetes; Xylariales; Hypoxylaceae
Product: histidine biosynthesis trifunctional-protein
Exons: 2
Coding region: 164-2809 (881 amino acids)
Biological process (GO): L-histidine biosynthetic process
Cellular component (GO): cytoplasm
Molecular function (GO): phosphoribosyl-ATP diphosphatase activity; metal ion binding; phosphoribosyl-AMP cyclohydrolase activity
Source: RefSeq, a predicted model, not a curated record